Messenger RNA from Gasterosteus aculeatus aculeatus (three-spined stickleback), 1973 nucleotides. Its product is annotated as 4-galactosyl-N-acetylglucosaminide 3-alpha-L-fucosyltransferase 9. Gene Ontology annotation, molecular function: alpha-(1->3)-fucosyltransferase activity. The record is from RefSeq and is a predicted model, not a curated record. Lineage: Eukaryota; Metazoa; Chordata; Actinopteri; Perciformes; Gasterosteidae. Gene Ontology annotation, cellular component: membrane.
AUCUCAAAUUCUUUUACAGGAGCUCAUAAGGAAGUAGGUUUGACUAGAAGUUCUAUUUGUACACGCCCCUUGCCUCUCAUUUGUUUUUGCAGGCAGAGUUUUCCAUACGUAGGUGCUUGAGUACACAACUUCAACCUGGGCUGUUGUGCGGUUCGUUCAUUGAUUCUUUGUGUGGACGACACUGUGAAUCUGAUCACAAUCAUCCAUCUACAGAAGGUUUUUCAAAGUAUGACAACAGUAUUUUCUCGCUGACUUUGGAAGGUUAUCCAAGGUAUUUGACUGUGCUGAAGUGUCACACAGCUGUCACAGUUGGCCCACCACCUAAAACGACGGUUACCUGUUGUUCAAAGGGCGACGACGGCAGUUGACCUACUUGCACACCAGGAAGAGACCUCGAGCCGACAUACUCGGUCCUCAUACAACGGUGUAAAAUGGCCACUGGCCUUAAUGUUUUACGAGGCAUUAUCUUCCUGGCUGGAAGCGUAGCCCUGGUUUUGAUGUAUUGGCGGUCAUCUCCAUCUCCAAAAUGUCGGCCUCCUCCGAUUCAUUCAGAUCAACUGUCCGCAAAGACAGACAAGCCUCUCAUGCUGCUGUGGUUCUGGCCUGAAAACAAAAGGUUUGACUUCAAAGACUGUAAGACGCUUUUCCAGAUUGACGACUGCACCCUCACAGACGAUAGAUCCUUAUACUCCAAAGCUCAUAACGUCUUGGUGUUUCACACGGCUAUUCAGGAUGACCUCUCCAACCUUCCCACCUCACCUCGCCCAAAGUUCCAGAGGUGGAUCUGGUUCAACAACGGCACUCACAAAAACACGAGCAGAAUAGAAGGCGUCCAAGGCCUUUUUAACUUAACCUUGAGCUACAGGAAGGAUGCGGAUAUCCAGGUCCGCUGGCAACUUACUCAGAAGAAGAAUUCAGAUGGAGAUUUUGUACUGCCCAAAAAGGAACGAUUGCUUUGUUGGAUUGUGGAUGAUGAAGACCUCGUCACAAAGUCAGGGGAGAGAUACAGCUACUACAGAGAGCUAAUAAAACACAUCAAGGUAGAUGUUUUCCACAGCUCCUCUGUCAAAGGCGACAACUAUUUCCGGACUAUUAGCAGCUGCAAAUUCUACCUUUCCUUUGAGAGUUCAAUCAACAGAGACUACAUUACAGAAACGUUCAAUGGACCUCUCGCGGCCGGCACUGUGCCGAUAGUUUUGGGCCCACCGAGAAAGAACUAUGAGGAUUAUGUCCAUAGUGCGUCCUUCAUACAUGUAAACGACUUUCCUGAUGCCUUAGCACUAGCUCAGUUCCUCCAGAAGCUGGAUAAGGACAAUGAGGCUUAUAUGAGAUACUUUAAUUGGCGGCAAUUCUUCACUGCGAGACGUCAUCCUACUGAUGAGAAGCACAGGUUCGCACACGCCAUCUGCCAGGCCUGUCUUCACGUCAGUAUUUACAGGAAUUACAGAGCUGUACCUGAUCUGUACAUGUGGCUCUCAUUGUAACACUGUUAUUAUUCCUCUGAAACGUUUGACAACACAAAUCAGUAUCUAUUCAGAGGAAUACCAGUCGUCUUUAGAAUCUGUGCAACUCUUGGCUUUUCUCAUGGUUGAAGGUAUCUCCAAAGCUUUUAAUGACAAGGAAAACAGCCCUGUGUCUUAUUCGCAAUUCUUUUAUUUAUUUUUUCAAUUCAACAGGGCCAUAAUAUAUAAUAUUUGUUCUUUAAGUUCAAAAAGUGAAAGAGAAUAUAGAUCCACCACUGAGCUCUAUUUUACAGGUCGUUGAAUUAGAAACUCUUUCACAUCGGUCACUCAUUCAUUGUCACUGUAUAAGCGACUAAAUGACUUUUUGAUAAUACCAAUUGUUCUCUUGUUUGUAACCCUGUUUUUGGAUCUAUGAUGGUUAAUUGCAGAUAUCCUGUGUGCCGGUGUUCGUCUUCAGUCUCAGCCUAAUAGUGUUUGGUGACAUUUCAAUUAAUAAACCCAUUUGUUUAC